GGCAAUAUUGAAGCUGCUAUAAACGGGUAUACUACCAUGUAUACGAGCUAAUCCAGAAAAGGAAGCUUACUGCAUGAAAGAGGGGCAUCAUGUCAGACUCCGUCAAAACACGAGCUUACAACCUCACUGCCCCUCCUGACUGCGCGCCUAACUAUAAUGACUCGAACGACAAGUGAUUCUUUGGAUGACAGGCUGUCCACACUCUGGCGAUCUGCCUGUGACGACUAUGCUAAAGCAACGGGGAUCUCGCCUAGCGAUGGCGACUUCCCCAAGAUCCACGGUCCCGAGGAUCUGUCGCGUCAGCUAGACGCAGAGAAGGACCAUUUCGAGGACUUUCGAAUGAAGAAACGACCGCUCUUGCAUGCUAUGCAGAUGAUCCUGGCGCCCUUUGAGAACUGGGGCGACCUGCUCGCGGGUGCAGCCUCCGCGGCUUUUCCUCCAGCAGUCAGUGAAUCGUUCGACAUGCUCACUGACUUGUUUCACAAACUUGGUCAUUUUGCUCUCCGGCUGGACUCGUACAAGGGAGUUCCUCUCAGUGAAGGGAUGAAGACCAUUAUUGUCAAAGUUUUGGUCAAUUUCCUUCGUGUCUGCGCGGCGUCGCAGAAAUUGCUAAGUCGGGGGUCGCUCAGAGCAAGACUUACAAAAUGGACAAAGAAUGUCCUGGUUGAGGAUACGUCGAUUAGUUCGCUCCUGGGCGAGCUGGAGGAGUUGACGAGCCAGGAACACAAGAUGGUCUCUGCUCAUGGGCUCGAUCUCACUCACCAGGCGCUCAGAAACACCGCGGAGUUACUCGAGCGAGAUGAUAACAGGAACGAGCGCGAGAGACUGGAUACAGUGAAGAAAGCAUUAGAUCCCGUCUCUGCAUCCGGCCGCGUCUUCUCCUCGAUCAACGAGAAUCGCAUACCUGGAUCGGGCAGCUGGAUUGAAGACAGAAUCCGGUCCUGGUGGCAGAGUGCCGAGCCUUUACUCUGGAUUCACGGGAUCAUCAGUGAUCUCGCGGCGGCAGACCCAUCCGCUCCAUCUGCUUCCAACGUCGCCUCUUUCUUCUUCAAGAAUAACGAUGUCGACCUACGCUCCUUCAACAAAGCGCUGCGGACCCUGGCAUGGCAAGUGGUCGUCCAGCAAUCGAGGUUUGCGGCGCAUGCAGAGGAUUUCUGUCUGAAAGAAGACCCAGCCAACAGCUACGUUGUCUGGAGGAAACUCUUGCUUGACUACUUCGUCAAGUCUGCACCGGACGCCGGAACGUGCUUUAUCAUUGACGGUAUCGACGAGGCCGAUCCAGAGGAGCAAGAAAUCCUUUUCAGUCUGCUCGAGAGCACGUAUGCGACAGAGGACCAGACGAACCCGACCGCACCAAUCCGAGUCGUACUUCUGGGCAGGGAUUCAGUGCGCGGCAUUCUCGACGAACACUCCCUCGGAUGGAUACCGGAGAUUGAAAUCACCAAUAACCAGAACAAGGACGACCUUCACGGAUAUGUCUCUCAGAAGCUGCAGAAGACGAAGUUGUUUCGCGGCUAUCCAGACUUCCUAGACGAGGUUGUCCAGGAUAUAUGCGGGCAAGCGGAAGGCCUCUGGGAAUGGGCUAACCUUGUCAUCAAAUCUGUUCUGCGCUGCCGGUCCAAGGAGCAGAUUCGGAAGGUGGUCCGGACGAUGCCCCGAGGAAUCAGCGCAAUGCUGCAUGCAGAGCUGCAGCGUUUGGCUAGAGAGUUGUCGGCCUCGGAUGCAAUGUCGACCGAGUUUUCCGAUGAUGAAGGAUCAUCCGGGGAAGCAACGACGCAGAUUCAACAGCUCAACCUUUUACUCUCAUUUGUGACGAUGGCUCAGAAGCCGCUGACGGUGGACCAACUCGACCUUAUCUUAGAAGUCAUCCUUGAAGAGGAGGUCCUGAAUCUUGAGGAUGAUCUUCGCACGGUAUACUCAUCCCUGUUUUCGCUCCGUUCCGCGGUGGAAGAAGUAGACGAUGAUGGAGAUGAAGUAGAGAAAGACGCAGUCAUUGUAACUCUGCGCCAUAGUUCUUUUUAUGAAUUCUUCAGCACAUCCGUGGAGGCUGGACCCAUCCAGGUCGACCCUGGACAAGCGGAGGCGUCCUUUGUAUUUGUCCUACUCUAUGCUCUCCAAAGAAGAAAUGCACCCAAAUCAGAGAGGUUGCUAGAACAAGUCAGCAGUUAUGCUCAGAAAUUCCUACCGCUGCAUCUGGAGCGUGCAAAUCCAGAAAAGGCAGCAAAUCGAGAAGAAAUAGCAACUCUUCUUGCCGCUCUCCUCACCGACGAGCCGGUACUCAACCCCCAGCACUGGCUCAUUGAACAAUACCGCGUAACCUAUGUUGCCACAUACAACCAAUAUAUGUCCUCUCGCGCAACAGAGAUCGCUUGUUACUGGUGGAAUACCCAGAAACGUGAUACGGCGAACCAGAGGGCGGAGCUGGUCCUGAAUUGGCUCUCCCCAGAUACGAGACAGAUUCUGCAGGAUUGCGCUCGAUCUUCGACGGUGGCAAGCGAUGCCUGUCCUUUUACGGUUCUUUUCUCUCGUUUGGCAGAGUCUUUCUCUCGACUUUGGCUGGCUCCGAAAGAUAUCGAAGAGGAAGACGGAUUACCGGAAGGUAUCUCCGUCAUGAUAUUUGUGUACGCUCAGAUGGCAGGCACCGAAUUCCCGACCUCCGAGGGGAAGUUAGCAGGGGUAGUACGCAUAGCCUUGAGGACAGUCGAGAUCAUGCAGGUCGCCGAGAUGCAGCGUUUCGAGAAGACGCCCGUCUGGCAUGCUCGAGUGGCUCAGGCGCUCCUCCUGCAUAAUAACUUCAAGACAGCCCUCGAACAAUUCCAGAUCUCUCUUGAUAAAAAUCACCAAAACCCUAUCCUGAGCAAACAAGCGCUAUCUGCAAUUCACAGAGACAUGGCUCGCGCGUGUACCGAGACCGGAAGGUAUAAGGAGGCAUUAGAACAUUCUGAUCUGGCUGAGUCGUUGCACGACGCCUCCUGGGACCGUGCCUGGCAGGAUCCUAUCGGCAGACUGCUGAACACUGCGCAAAUGAAGCACUUUGCCAAAAUGACCGACAAAGCUGUUGUCACCGCAAAUGAGGCCUGGGAAACAUUCCUGGGACAAACGGAGGAUCAUCGAGACAGGUAUACGCUGACUUCGUUCUGGUCGCCACACCGUGUCCAAGAUUUCCAAUGGACCGAAAAAGAGGGUUUGGUUGAGUUCCUCGCUUCAACAAUGACUUGGACACGCCAUAUAAUAUAUAGGCUUAUUGAUCUUGUUGCCUCGGCUGGGAAAAUAACAGGUGACCUAGCGGCGGCUAAAUACUCCAUCGCCCGGAUCAGCGCCGGAAUCCAAACUUGGUACCAGCUUGCCGCACACGACAACCCUGGUUGGGAUAUGGAAAGGGCUCAGGCGCGGUCACGGAGUCGCUUAGCAGCCAUCCCAUUCUGCGACGAGCCCCCUCUGAGAUUAGAUGAAAAGGCGGAUUGGCUGCGGUAUCACGCUCUCCGCGGACGUGUGAAGAAAAGUAUCGAGCUGUUGUCGGAUGACGUUCCUUUCAACGAUGAUGACGCCUUCCUGAGCCUCUUUCAGACCGAUGAAGAUCUGAGUGGGGCCUUGUAUUUGACCAAGGCCUGGUACAGGGACUAUCUGCGGGAAACGAAGAGAGACAACCCCGUAUCAGAAGCUGGCGUCGCCGAAUCUCUGAACCAAACACAGGUACCGGAUGAUGAGGUCUUUGAACGCCGGAUCUCGUACACAAUCAACUAUUUCGCCGAGUGUUCGAACUGCAAGUGUGAGAUGAGAUCGAUCUGCCAUUGGUACUUUUGUUGUUGUUGCCCGUUCAUGAUGCUGUGUCAAUGGUGCUACCGCGAUAUCAAGUCAGCCCUAUCCGAGGACGGUGCGUCCCAUCCCCCGGGCAUCUGCGACCCUCAGCACGAGUUUUAUUAUACCGGCGGUCCGCUGCAGGCUUUUGAACGUGUGCCUGAGGGGAUGAUGAGGCGGACAGCAUGGAUCGAAGAAUGGAAGGAUCAGCUGUCGGAGAAGUGGGAGACGGCGGACUUUGCCUUUGAGGGAGGACUGUCGGCCUGGUGUAUGCGAGUAUUGCCGGAGCCACAGAGAUCUCGGUGGGCAACAUUUUUCAGGUAACUUCCACUGUUGGAGAGUAGGCUGGACACGGUGUCUCAUCUUUCUGUGCUGUUUUCCAGUGUCAUAGUCUGCCCAUGUCUAUCAAUGCAUAGGCCAUUCACUCUAUAGACCCAACAAGCCUUUCCAGUCUCUUCAUGAUAUACUGCCUCCGCACAAAUAGUCAUGCUGCCCACUCAAUAAUCGACUUCAUGAAUCUCUCUAGAG
This is a messenger RNA of Aspergillus novofumigatus IBT 16806, 4326 nucleotides long. RefSeq names its product NACHT domain protein. Gene Ontology annotation, molecular function: protein binding. The record is from RefSeq and is a predicted model, not a curated record. Lineage: Eukaryota; Fungi; Ascomycota; Eurotiomycetes; Eurotiales; Aspergillaceae. Bases 157 to 4122 code for a protein of 1321 amino acids. The transcript is spliced from 14 exons.